This is a messenger RNA of Arctia plantaginis, 246 nucleotides long. The record is from the annotation of a GenBank genome assembly. Lineage: Eukaryota; Metazoa; Arthropoda; Insecta; Lepidoptera; Erebidae.
AUGGCGCUCAGCGUUGUGUCCACUUUAGCUCCUUUAAAAAACUAUUCCACUCUGAGAGAGUUCGUCCUAAAUAAUAGCUACACAUUACUCUUGCGCCCCUCCCUCCUCUCUAGUCCCUCCACAUUUGGACUAAAUUUCUUUGUCCUCACUCUUUCUAAUGAAUGUGUUGCUAGUAUAAUGGGAUUAGAGACAAGAGGAAUAGAGGAUAUGAGAUGCCUGUACCGACUUGCUGAAGAUUUAGGUUGA